Molecule: messenger RNA, 630 nt
Organism: Zingiber officinale
Lineage: Eukaryota; Viridiplantae; Streptophyta; Magnoliopsida; Zingiberales; Zingiberaceae
Product: glutathione S-transferase T3-like
Exons: 2
Coding region: 1-630 (209 amino acids)
Source: RefSeq, a predicted model, not a curated record
AUGUUGAAUGAACUUGCAACUCCGACUUUUGUCCCGGAGAUUCAACUUUUUGACCGUGAAUUCCCAAUUGAAGUGGUCAAUUUUGAAAAAGCGAUUUCAAAUGUUAAGGGUACAAGAAAGCGUUCAAGUUGGACAAAGGUUAAAGACGAGGUCUUAGCGAAAAGUUUUGUCACUAUCAACGAUGAUCCAAUAAUUGGCAAUGAUCAUAAGGCGGAUGCUUUAAGGGGACGUGUUGCAAGCUACUACAAUGAAAAUCGUCCCCAGAUUCAAAAACCAGAAGUGCAAAUAUUAUACGGUCACAUUGGUACAAUACAAUUCAAAAGAAGUGACAAAGAUAUAGUGAGGUUUGAGUACGAAAAAUAUCGAUCCGAAAAUAAUGGUGUUGCAUUCAAUCUCGAGCAUGUGCGGAGAAUUGUCAAAGACCAUCUAAUGUUUACUCCAUAUUCCGCUGAUCACUUUGUGGCCACAAAGAAGACAAGAACCUCAGAGUCGGGAGAAAAUAACACCUCUUCCAACCAAGAUGUGAGUAUAGACCUGGAUGAUGAAGAUACUCGUCCAAUGGGACAGAAGACAGUAAAAAGAAAGGGAAAAGACAAAGUAAAAUCGACCAUGGAGGAUCUGAAACUAUAA